AAUGGCAAACCGCUAACUAUGCUUCGCCACCGAUCCAAAAGAGUCUCAUCAACGAACCGCAUCUUACCUUCCGAAAUUCCCCACCGAACGUCAAACCGAUCGGAAUGCACCUGAACACUCCGAACCACACCGAACCGUCUGAAAAACCGAAAGUAGCUCAGAGCUCUGCAAUACCCCAGCGACAGGAUGAACCGAAAAAGUCGAACCGACCGUCAACCGAACCCCAGUGCUGGAGAUGUGGUGGCAAGGGUCAUCUCCGAGCACAAUGCACCUCGAAACCGCUGCUGUUCUGCUCUCGAUGUGGAGACAAGGAGUUCCCAGCACUGUUGGACACCGGAGCCACCAGGUCCUUUAUCAGCAGUGAAGUGGCCGCCUACUGCAGGGUAGUGGGUAUACAACCGGAUUAUGUUAGGGACGUUACCACCACCGUCGCUAACGGAAGUUCAAUACCGAUUAAAGAAAUAUAUACCGCACCGGUCCGAAUUGGGUCUGAAAUUAUGGAAGCUAAAUUGUUGUUAGUUUCAGAUUUACCGAUCAAUGUAGUACUGGGAAUGGAUAUACUGAGGACACACAACUUUUCCAUUAAUCUCCAAACCGCCGAAUGUUUCCUGAAUGGAAGGUCCAUCCAAGCCCGGCUCAGCGAGCCAGAGAACCGAGGACAACUACAUGCGAUAGGACCGCUUUUGUCGAACCUGAGUGGAGAAGAGAAAGUCAGGCUGGAGGAGUUUCUACAGACCGAAUUGAAGGCAUUCGAGAAGCUCCGAGGAACAACUCCACUGAUACAACACCGAAUUAAACUCAAACCAGGCACCGAACCGAUCAAGCAACGUUACCGUCCCCAAAAUCCGAAGAUGCAGGAGAUAAUAAACAAUGAGGUCGACCGAAUGCUGGCCGAAGGCAUUAUAGAACCGUCUUCAUCCCCGUGGAGUUCACCGAUAGUAAUUGUCAAGAAAAAGGAUGGAAUUUUAGACAAGUUGAGAAAAGCCAAGUAUAUAUCCACUAUUGAUUUGAAACAGGGUUAUUGGCAGGUACCGUUAGCCCCCGAGAGUCGACCGAUCACCGCAUUUACCGUCCCUGGCCGUGGGCUGUUCCAGUUCAAAGUAAUGGCUUUUGGUCUGCAUUCCGCACCGGCAUCCUUUCAACGUCUUUUAGACCGAGUUAUUGGCCCUGAGAUGGAACCGGAUGCAUUUGCGAAAGUUUUCCACCGCCUCAGGGAGGCCAACCUGCAAUUAAAUCCGGAAAAAUUAACCGAGGACGGCAUUUGUACCGAUCCUGAUAAGAUUUCAGCCAUAAAUGAGAUGCCUGCACCGAAAUCCGUACGAGAGUUGAGAAGUUUCCUUGGUGUUGCUUCAUGGUACCGAAGAUUCAUCGAAGACUUCUCCAAAGUUGUGACUCCGUUGACCGCAUUACUCAAGAAGAAGCAAACCUGGAAAUGGGGGACCGCCCAACAGACCGCUUUUGAGACCCUGAAACAGAAAUUGACCCACUCACCGGUAUUGGCCUGUCCGGACUUUUCAAAACCGUUCGUCCUUCAAACCGAUGCAUCCGAUGCAGGACUGGGAGCUGCCCUGACACAGACCGUUGAUGGACAGGAAAAAGUAAUCGCUUAUGCUAGCAGGACCUUGUCAGGUCCAGAGAAAAAUUACUCUGUUACAGAAAAGGAAUGUCUGGCAAUAGUUUGGAGCAUUGACAAGCUGCGUCCGUAUCUAGAAGGCUACCGUUUCACCGUUAUAACCGACCACAUGAGCUUGCGAUGGCUGCAAUCUAUCAAGUCUCCCACCGGAAGAAUUGCGAGAUGGAGCAUAUUUCUACAGCAAUACGACUUCGAGAUAAAGAACCAAUACGGAUAUAGAAGAGGGUCAAGUACAUGUGAUGCUGUAAUGCGGUUUGUUGAGUACACGCUGGAUUGUUUUGAGAGGGGUUCGCUUUCACUAUCAAUAUUUUUAGACCUGAGCCGAGCUUUCGACUGCGUACCGCCGCAGGCUCUUGUUGACAAGCUUUCGAAAUACGGUUUUGACGAGGUUGGUCUCGCACUCAUUCGGUCCUAUUUCUUCAACAGAACACAGAGGGUUUUCUGCAACAAUACUUGGUCCACAGAGGGUCAAUUAAGUCUUGGGGUGCCACAGGGUUCUAUAUUAGGACCCCUACUAUUCAUAAUCUUUAUGAACGAUUUUUCUUUUUUCAUGGCGGCCUACGAACAUCUCUUAUGGGCGGAUGACUCGGGAAUAACUGUGGAGCAUAAGGAGAUGCGAGGAGCUGAGCAGCUGGCGUGUGCAGCAGAAUUAAGGGAUAAGGAGUGGUCCGCACUGAACAAGCUUGUUUGUAAUGAAGAGAAGACUGACACCAUGUUGUUCAACUUAAGAGGACUUAAAGAUCAUAAUGCCAAUGAGUCGAUAAAGUUUCUGGGAGUUCAUCUGGACUCUGGUCUCACAUGGAUUCCUCAUGGCAAUGAAACAGCGUCAAAGGUGACCAAGAAUAUCUUUCUACUACGUAACUUAGCUAACAUUGUAUCCAAGAAGGUUGUUAAGGUUGCCUAUCACAGCCUCAUCGAAUCACACCUGCGAUAUUGUGUACUCAUCUGGGGUAACUGUUCCAGUAGGGAGAAAAUUUUCAGACUGCAGAGAAGAGCGGUUAGAAUAGUGGCUGGUCUGGGAUAUAGGGAUGAUUGCUUGAGCGCUUUCAAAGAACUAAAGAUUCUCACUUUUCCAUCUAUAUACAUUCAUGAAUGCCUUGUCUAUGCAUAUAAUAAUAUCAGGGAUCUCCCCAAAUAUGGGGACACCCAUGAUUAUCACACACGAUACAGAAAUAAUAUAAAAUCCAAGUAUAUGCGACUUGAAAAAUCGAAGAAUGGUCCCAAUUUCAUCUCUCAUAAACUUUUCAGUAAGUUACCUGUGGAGGUUAAGAGGCUCAAUCCUAAAGAAUUCAACAAAAGAAUCAAUGAAAUAUUGACGACAAAUGCAUUUUGGAGUGUGCAGGAGUUCUUGUCCAGUGACCUGACAUCUUUUGAAAUAAAUUAUUGA
Molecule: messenger RNA, 3020 nt
Organism: Coccinella septempunctata (seven-spotted ladybird)
Lineage: Eukaryota; Metazoa; Arthropoda; Insecta; Coleoptera; Coccinellidae
Exons: 6
Coding region: 105-3020 (971 amino acids)
Biological process (GO): proteolysis
Molecular function (GO): zinc ion binding; nucleic acid binding; aspartic-type endopeptidase activity
Source: RefSeq, a predicted model, not a curated record